Ostrea edulis (European flat oyster) is the source of this 5749-nucleotide messenger RNA. Its product is annotated as calcium-transporting ATPase type 2C member 1-like. Gene Ontology annotation, molecular function: ATP binding; P-type calcium transporter activity; ATP hydrolysis activity. Gene Ontology annotation, biological process: manganese ion transport; intracellular calcium ion homeostasis; calcium ion transmembrane transport. Gene Ontology annotation, cellular component: endoplasmic reticulum; plasma membrane; Golgi membrane. The coding region runs from base 230 to 2944 and encodes 904 amino acids. Lineage: Eukaryota; Metazoa; Mollusca; Bivalvia; Ostreida; Ostreidae. The record is from RefSeq and is a predicted model, not a curated record. The transcript has 22 exons.
AGAUUGUAAAUGUUUUUCAGUACCCAGGUGUUAUUGGUACACAUGUAAUUAUUUUGACAUAUAGCAUUCUUCUAAAUCAAUAUUUCAUUUUCCAGUUGAUUAUGUACAUGUAUAUCGAAAUCUGAACAGUAAGCUCUGAGAUGAUGGGAGUUCACGUGUUAUAUAACAUUUAAGAUGGAUUUAAAUCCUUAAUUUUUGAACACAGCUUGUGAAAGAGGACCCAAGCAACAUGAUGACGUCAAUGCCCCCCUCCCAGGCGGCCAUCCUGCCCUACACAGAGGUUGAGGCUCGUCUGAGGACUAACAACAGUACAGGACUGCAUACCACGGAAGCCAACAGGAGGAGGGUGUUGUAUGGUGUCAACGACUUUCAAAUCAACAACGAGGAACCCCUGUGGAAAAAAUACCUUGAUCAGUUCAAGAAUCCUAUGAUUUUGCUGCUGUUGGGUUCCGCGUUCGUCAGUAUUUUGAUGAAGCAGUUUGAUGAUGCAGUCAGCAUCACUGUGGCAAUUAUCAUUGUGGUCACUGUAGCGUUUGUACAGGAAUACAGAUCAGAGAAAUCCUUAGAAGCUUUGACCAAACUUGUUCCCCCAAUGUGCCAUUGUUUAAGAGAUGGAAAAUUGGAGACGUUUUUGGCUCGAGACUUGGUUCCAGGAGACAUUGUGUUUUUGUCUGUAGGUGACAAAGUUCCUGCUGAUAUUCGUUUGUUUGAGGCCAAAGAUUUAGCAGUAGAUGAAUCCAGCUUUACUGGGGAACCAAUGCCAAAGAGCAAGAGCAUUCACCCUGUCCCCGAGAAGGAGCACCGGUCAGGAAUCUCAGGAUUGACCUGUGUGGCUUUUAUGGGUACACUGGUUAGAUGUGGGCGGGGAAAGGGCAUCGUCAUAGAAACAGGAACAAACUCCCAGUUUGGAGAACUCUUCAAGAUGAUGCAAGAAGAGGAGGCUCCUAAGACUCCCUUACAGAAGAGCAUGGACACUCUGGGAAAACAGCUUUCCUUCUACUCAUUCUGUAUCAUAGGUGUCAUCAUGCUUCUGGGGUGGAUCCAGGGGAGAGGAAUCCUGGACAUGUUCACUAUAGGGGUCAGUUUGGCAGUAGCUGCUAUACCAGAAGGACUCCCUAUCGUUGUCACGGUGACGUUAGCCCUGGGGGUGAUGAGGAUGGCUUCACAAAAUGCUAUCGUGAAAAAGUUACCGAUUGUAGAAACCUUAGGCUGUGCCACGGUUAUAUGUUCAGAUAAGACAGGAACUUUGACAAAGAAUGAGAUGACGGUCACAAGAAUCUGCUCAGCUGAUGGACAGUAUGCUGAGGUGUCGGGAGUAGGAUACAACGGCAUCGGCACUGUGGUGUGUCAGCAUGAAGACGUCUCAGAAAACUCACACCCCUCCUUAUCUAAAGUCAUAGAGGUCGGAUGCAUAUGUAAUGAUGCUGACCUUUGUGAGGAUGGGCUGCAUGGACAACCAACGGAGGGGGCGCUGCUAGCAGUGGCAUGGAAGAUGAAUUUGCAUCAUGUGAGGGAGUUGUACACCAGACUAGAGGAGUGGCCAUUUAAUUCAGAGACAAAAUACAUGGUUGUCAAGUGUACCCCAAGAUAUGGAGAGAGUAAGGAGAUGACCUUCUUUGUGAAGGGAGCGCUGGAGAAGGUGUUGGCCAAUUGUUCUCGAUUCUACAAGCAGGGCAGCACUUCAACUCUGACAGAAAAAGCCAAACAGGAGUUUUAUCAUGAGGCUGCUAUGAUGGGACGAGCUGGACUCAGAGUAUUAGCAAUGGCCUAUGGUCCGGAAGUGAACAACUUGGUGUAUGUUGGGAUGGUGGGAAUCAUCGACCCUCCCAGGGAGGGGGUGAAGGAGGCCAUCUCUACUCUGAUUGGUGGAGGGGUGUCAGUGAAGAUGCUGACAGGAGACUCCGAGGAGACUGCCAGAGCCAUAGGAAGUCGUUUGGGUCUGCAUUCUCAGGGUGGAAGAGCUCUGUCAGGUGAUCAGAUCGACCAGGCAGAUAUCAAACAUCUACAACAAAUUAUCAAUGAUGUCACAAUAUUCUACAGAACAACGCCAAAACACAAGCUCAAAAUUAUCAAGGCUCUACAAAGUAAUGGUCAUGUGGUUGGAAUGACAGGAGAUGGCGUCAAUGAUGCAGUGGCGCUCAAAAGUUCUGACAUUGGAAUCUCCAUGGGUAUUACAGGAACUGAUGUCAGCAAGGAAGCUGCUGAUAUGAUUCUGGUGGAUGACAAUUUUGCGGUCACCCUAUCAGCCAUAGAGGAAGGAAAAGCCAUAUUUUAUAAUAUUAGAAAUUUUGUUAGAUUUCAACUCAGCACGAGUAUAGCUGCAUUAACAUUAAUAGCACUUUCUACUGUAAUGAAGUUACCAAACCCUUUAAAUGCCAUGCAGAUUUUAUGGAUAAAUAUCAUCAUGGAUGGGCCACCAGCUCAGAGUCUGGGUGUUGAACCAGUGGAUCAUGAUGUCAUUAAAAAACCUCCCAGAAAGGUCAAGGACCCGAUCAUAACCCUUAAUCUCAUCAUCAGCAUCCUAAUUUCUGCUGCCAUUAUUGUGUCGGGUACAUUAUGGGUGUUUUGGCGAGAGAUGAGCGACAAUAAGAUAACGCCCAGAGACACUACCAUGACUUUCACUUGUUUUGUAUUUUUUGACAUGUUUAAUGCUCUCAGCUGUCGGUCAGCAGAAAAAUCUAUAUUUGAAGUGGGACUUUUAAACAACAAGAUGUUUCUGCUGGCAGUGGGGGGUUCCCUGAUCGGCCAACUGCUGGUGAUUUAUUUCCCUCCCCUUCAAGCCGUGUUUCAAACAGAGUCCCUUUAUUUAACAGAUUUUAUCUUUUUGAUAUUUUUAACGUCAUCAGUGUUUGUGGUGUCAGAAAUCAGGAAGUUUGUAUGGAGGACACAGGAGAGGAGAAAGAAAGGCUUAGAAAAACAGAGUUACAUGGAAGACGUGGUCUGAAACCAUGACAUGUUACUGAUAUAUUCAGCAUCAUUUUACAUAUCAAUGUGUGUGUAUGCAGGAGAGUGUGUAUGACCUUGACAUGUGUAUGCAGGUGGAUGUGUGGUAUCAACAUGUAUAUGCAGGUGGAUGUGUGGUAUCAACAUGUGUAUGCAGGUGGGUGUGUGGUAUCAACAUGUGUAUGCAGGUGGGUGUGUGGUAUCAACAUGUGUAUGCAGGUGGAUACAAGCAUGAUAAUUUCUACAAACUGGUACUCAAUUUCAAGAGAUUUAUUUAUAUACAUAGAAAGAAUAGAUAAUCUAUAAUCUUGUUUAACCAUCUUGAGAACUUUUUUAAGUAAGAUGGGCGAAGGAGGAAAUUUUAUACUGUUUAUUACUCUCAUCCAUUGCUGCCUGAAAGUGCAGGUCUGGACUUCAGCCAAUCCACUUAGUCUGUCACUUGUAGAAAUGAAAAAUAUUUACAUUCUGCAAUCUACAAAAUUUUUAUCAAAAUUCAUCUACCGGUAUUCUUUUAUUGCACAUGUAUUUUCAAUUUUUAUCCUGUAAUCUUGACAUGAUUAGAUAGACAAUUGAAGCAUAAUGCGGGUCCAGCCUGGGAAUUAUUUCUGUUUGUAAAGUAAAUACACACAAGUAGGAUGUCUGUCAUUGUCAACAAGGACCACAGCUUCGGGCAGUUUACUGGUCAAUUCUAUCCGGGCCCAGAGGUAGUGUCCGCAGGUUGGACAUCUGUAGUUGGUCAUUGUAAUACAUACAAUAGGCAUGUGUAUAAAACAUAUUAUGGUAAGAGUUUGACAAAAACAGGAAGGGAAGUUUUUAUGAGGAGGUGUAGUUGAUCUCGCAGACAUAUGUCAUGGUUUUUGUUGUUUGAGGACACCUUAUACAAUCUCUUUGUAAGGUAGCCUUCUUUAGUCACCUGAUUUUGACCUGUGUGCUGUAUUUUUGGACUGACAAUUUUGCAUGCAUUAAUUUUAUUUAACAUUUACAAACAUUGUAGAGGGGAUGAACUUUUCCCAAUGGUGGGGGAUUUAGAUUUUAAUAUGCUUACUAUUAUUUUUAUGUAAUUUUGAUUGAAUUACUGCUAUGAUAUUUCAUGAGCAAUUAGCAUCUGAGUGGACUGAAAACCCUUGGCUAGCGAAGAUGAAACAAUAGAGGGAAUAUUUGAACCUUUAAUAUGUACACAUGUAAAUAUUUCAUCAAGGACAUAGGGUACCCCAAAUAUUUGUCAUAGAAAUUUGUAAAACUAUCUCUAAAUGUUUUAAUAAUUGCUAAAAACUCAUAUUUACCGCAAAAGUUUCAUACAAAACCACCUUUAUUUUUGCAUUAUUCACAAAUCUUUACUUGGAAAUGCAAUGAAGAAACAUUACCCAAAACUCAAAAUUCUUCAAAAACAUCUUUUUAUUGGUACAUUUCAGGUAUGUUUUAUGUUGUUUGAUCAAAAAAUAGAAAAUCCCACAUAAACAACAGCUAAAUCCUACUUCAUUUGAUGCAUCAAAAAUCUUGGGUAUCAUAUAACAUCAAGUUAGUAGGAUAGAAACAAAUAUUCAAUUUUCAAUGAAAUCAAAGUUGGGUUUUUUGGUUUUUAUCUAUUAGUUUAACUAUCGUAUGGAACCUUUUGAAUUACUGCGGUUACAGUAUCUGACAUUGAUGGUACACCUUAUAAAUUGUAUGACCCUGCAGUACCUCAGUAAAGGAUAAGCUGUGUUCAAAUACCAAAAUGUAUUUUUAGUGUUUUGUUGUAAUUGUGUGUUUUUCUGUUCUUGUUUAGCAAUGUGAUUAUAAUUCUAGCGUGUUACUGCUGAUUGGUAUUGUUUUGAUUUUUUUCUACAAUGUUUUUGUCUGGAUUAAUUUUAUCCUAAACUGAAUGGUGUUUCAAAGCGUGUAUGUGUGUAUACCUGUGUUAAUGAAUCAAUAAUUAAUUUUAUCUAAUUUCAAAUUGUUCAAGCUAUUUUCACACACUGUGUAAAAAACGAGUGCUUAAUGAGGAAAAUUGUCACAAAGAGAAUGAUAUUGGACUGGAAUUUGAGAUCGUUGUUUCUGUGAGUAUUUGUUCACCUUGUUUAGCGGUGCGUUGUUCCGCUCCUGAAGUGGUGCCAAGUCAAAAGUAUUGCUAUGAACCUCUAGUUUUCUGGAGUACUGGUGAGGCUAGACUGAACAAAGUUAAUGAGAUAUAAGUCUGGUCAUCUUAUUAUGUCCAAAGAUUACACCAAAUGUUUGGCUUUUAUCAUUAAAGCUUUUCUGUGAUUUUUUUGGAAUGAUUGUUAGAUUCUUUUCAGGUUUUAGAAUGUUUGAUAGUUACAUGCAGUGGUUGUAAAAUAAAUUGACAUAAUAUUGGAUUGGUAUAAACAGAUAAAAAGUUAAUCUGGCUCUCUCAGUGAGCUUGUAAAUUUAGCUUCUUGAAACAGGAUUAUGGUAACCAGUGAUAUGUUAUCUGUACAAAUGAUCAGCCUGUUUGCUGUCAGAGUUGGUUGUUUUUUGGGUUUUUUUAAUUCCUUUUAAUAUGUUCUUUUCUCUGGGCACUUUACAUGUAAAUGUUUAUUGAAAACUUUAGCACUGUUUGACUGCACAUUCAUUUUUCUUUGAUAUUGAAUAUUAUUUGGAAAUUGAUGGCUAAUGCAGAAUGUGAUUUUAAAGAUUUAAACUCAAAUGUGUGCAUCCAAAAAUAUUUUGUCAAUCAAUUUUCCCAAAGCACCUCCCCUCAGUAUAACAGUAACAAGCAGAAUUUGGCAACAUUCCAUUUAUGAAUUCAUGAUUUAAUAUAUGACUUUAUUUAAUAUUUUGCAGAAAAUAAAAAUAUAAACAAUAUGAA